AUGGCUGAAGAAGUUGUUGCCAUAACGGGUGGUAGCGGAUUUCUUGCUCAACAUCUCAUUUCAUAUUUACAGCAGACAAAUCACCGAGAAGUAACUAUUGUCGAGAUUCGAACCAUUGAUAGGAAACUAUUCAGCAAAUUUCUCGAUUAUCCAGUAAGCAUCCCUUUAAAACAUCAUCAACUUGAUAUUUGUGAUGAAAAUACGCUUAAGAAAGCUCUUAAUUCUGUAACAACCGUAUUCCACUGUUCUGGUAAAUCAUUUGAAUAUUUACACGAUGGUACUAAUCAUACUGAUCAAUAUUGGUAUGACAAUACCAAUGCAACGGAAAUUUUAUUAAAUGUUAUGCAUGAAGAAAAAAUUCCACGUUUGGUUUACGUAAGUGAUGCCUAUUCAAGUUUACCAUCGGGUAACAAUUAUGGCUUAUCGGAGCAAGUACAUCUUGGUAUUCCGAGUAGUUUCAUGCUUGGAAUGUACGGACAAUCAAAAACACGAGCAGAAAUGUGUGUUCGAAAAGUUGCUGCUAAGGGUGAAAUAAAUGCAUUGAUCUUACGUCCCACAAUUAUCUAUGGUGAAGGAGAGAAGCAUUUAUUGGGUUCAGCGCUUAGAUUAUGUUCGAUAUAUGGUGGUAUUCCAUAUUUAAAGGAUGAAAAUAGAGGGCUUCAUCAGUUCCUUUAUGCGGGUAAUAUGGCAGCGAUAAUGAAACGAGGAAUGGUAUACUUGAAGGAAAAUCCGGAACGGUAUAACGGUGAGAUUGUAAUAUGUAUGGAUUGUACACCGUGUAUACGACUUGUUGAUUUUAUGGAACCAUUUUUGGAAGCGAAUGGUUUGGAACGCAUAGGUGCACUAAGCUAUUUACAAACACAUUUAACAGCCGUAUUUUAUGAAAUUUUAAAUCGAUUUGCUCCAAAAAAAGCUAUUGGUCAUUUGACAUUAUUGGCGAAUAAAUUUAUUAAUUGUUGGACAGUAGGAUUUUCCAAUCGUAAAUUACGUCUUUUGCUUGAUUUCGUUCCACCUUAUGAGCAAUCGCAAGCAAUAAAUCAAUCGCUCUGUUGGCAUCGCAAAAAUGGAAAAGCAAGUGAAUGUCGCAAUAAAGAAGUGGAAAAUAGCGUAAAUAUGAGCAUAGAAAAAUAA
Molecule: messenger RNA, 1131 nt
Organism: Cercopithifilaria johnstoni
Lineage: Eukaryota; Metazoa; Nematoda; Chromadorea; Rhabditida; Onchocercidae
Source: the annotation of a GenBank genome assembly